UUUGAGUGAGUGAUGGCGCAACUGAACAAUUAUUAACCGCUCCUGAUCUGAUCGAGAGGAUUUGCUCAACUUUGUCAGAUAAUAUUACAUUUCCGAACAAAAUGUUUCUCAGGUGUCUUGGAUUCAUCCUCGUCUUGUCUUAUCCUGGACAACUUCAUGCCCAAAGCCCAGCAGAGUCAUGUGCUGCUCCCCUUCUUGCGGGAGGUUUUUUAGUGCCUGAACUCAGAAACUAUUCGCAUGGAAGCACUCUGGCGUACGCUUGCAGCGCUGGACACAAACCAGCAGUGAAGGAGUGUUGGUGGGCUACCAGUGUCUGCCUCAAUGGUUUGUGGUCACAGAAACCACAAUGCAUUGAUAAAAACACCUGCUUCACACCAGAUAUUCCAAAUGCAAAAUACGAUAAAAGUCCCGACGGCUUGUGGUACAAAGAAGGAUCUGUCAUUUGGGUCAAAUGCGCCGAAGGAUAUAAACACAAAGCCGUGGGAGCAACAGCCACCUGUAGAGAGGGAGUUUGGUCAGCUUUGCCGCGUUGUGAGCGAAGUGACACAUCUUGUAAUGAGCCGCCUCGCAUCCCGCACGCCGUUAUCCUUGACAAAUACCGGGACGUAUUUGCUGCCGACGUUGAAGUUCGCUAUGAAUGUGAAGACGAAUACAGUGUUGAGGUUGCAACCACCAAGAAGUCCAUCUUUUGUGUUGCUGGGGCUUGGACACAAGCUGCAAGCUGCACAAUGCUCAAACCAGGUCCUGGAGAUGAUGGAGACACAUCUGGUGGCAGUACGAAACCUGUUGAUGGAAACAUAGGAAGGGGACGGGGUGGUGGUGCUACUGGUCCCGAUACUGGUGAUUCUACUGAUGCCAGAACUGAUGGAUCCUCAGCGACCGGAACACGUCCUGUAACCACUCCUGACAAGACUGGGACCCCCAGCUCACCCCUGCUCACAGAUGUUGACAACUGUGGAUCAUACCCAAAAGUUCCAAAUGGUGAUGUUGUGCGGAAAAGAGAAACGUUGUUAAGAUAUGCGUGUAAUGGUUUUUACAAAAGGGUCGGUCCACAGGACGUGGUGUGCUACGCUAAUGGCACUUGGUCGCAACCACCUACAUGCAAAGAAGCAUUUUGUCAAAUAAACUUGGAUGAGUACACCAGCUACAACUUCCAAGAAUCUGGAACGCUAAUUGUAAAGGAACGAGAAACCAAGAGCGUUCAGUGCAUCUGGUCUGAUUACACCAGCCAAAUUACGUGCAAACAAGGACAAAUUCGAGUCACCCCGUGCUGCCAUUACACGGACCACUAUAACCAAAGGUGCAACUAACUCAUGGUCAUCCCUUGGCAAACUGCCUCCACGUGAUGACAACAACAGUAGUUUUACAUGAUUAUGUCAUUAAAAAAAUAGGAACAUUUCCUUUCGAUUGUCUGCAA
This is a messenger RNA of Syngnathus acus (greater pipefish), 1417 nucleotides long. Its product is annotated as complement factor H-like. Lineage: Eukaryota; Metazoa; Chordata; Actinopteri; Syngnathiformes; Syngnathidae. The coding region runs from base 102 to 1310 and encodes 402 amino acids. The record is from RefSeq and is a predicted model, not a curated record. The transcript is spliced from 11 exons.